AUGACGCGCAAAGAUCCCCUUCCGCUCUCUGAGGAGUGGACAGAUCCUGAUGUUUACGUGGACUCUCUUUUGAACUUUGCGACUUCGUCAAUUCUUUUCCGGAAUCUCUGUGGUGGGGUGCAUAUUCUAGACUUUCUGACCAGAGAACCCGAUCUCUACACAUCUCUUUUACCGGAAGAUUGGAGAAAUUUCUUCGACCAGCAUGACAUGCACGAUAUUUUAUACCUCUUUUUAAGAGAAGACAUUCGAUCCAUUGGACAUGCAGACCAGGCCCCGCCUACAGAAAACGGCCAUGGACAAGAUGACGAAAACAAGUGGAAAGGAGGUCUCUUGCCUCCGCAAAGCCUCUUGGACUAUAUUCAUGACAUUCGAAGGCUGAGCCUAAGACGUGAAUUUAAUGCUCCAGCUCAUUAUCCAAAGGAACCGACAAUCCCCAGACGGCUUGCAGUUGGCAUGAAGACCAAAAAGCGUCACGAGGUGGAAUACUUCUCGAGAUAUGUCGAUUCCUUGACUGCAAGGGUUUCUGAGCAGCGUGGCGAAGAUGUCUCUCACAUAGUGGAUUUUGGAUCCGGUCAGAAUUACCUGGGCCGCACGCUUGCUAGUUCCCCGUAUAAUAAACAUAUCAUUGCUAUCGAACGGAAACACGAGUAUAUCAGUGGUGCUAGGGGCAUGGAUGUUUCAGCUAAAUUAGUGAAAAAGGAGAAGGUCAUAAGGAGAAGGGAGUCUUUACCGCAACGCAAGCGGUCCAAGCCGUCUGUGAAUCCUCCUGGAGAGGAGAUGCAGGAGUCUUGCGACGCCUGUAUCGACGUUCCAAAGACAACUGCAGACAUUGUGAACGAGAAUGGGAACGAGGAUGAAAAUGGAGAAUUCACUGUGAUCAACGUUUUUCGUGGAAUCGAUCUCGAGCCAAAUGAGCUAGCUGGCCCUCAGACUCGUAAUCAAGAGAAGCCCGUUGCAGCUGACGAGGAAGAGACGUCUCUGAAAGGCGCUAUAGAUUAUAUUGAACAUGACAUCCAGGAUGGAUAUCUAGAGCCUAUCAUCAAGAGUGUUAUCGCACCAGAUAAUGCCGAGGCUCGAUCUGAUUCUCAGCGAUCCUUUGCUGCAGCCAUUACCUCCUGCAAUAAAAAACCAAUCGAUGCACGAGUUAUGGUGGUUUCCCUGCAUUCCUGUGGCAAUCUUGUCCACCAUGGAGUGCGCUCUCUGGUGCUGAACCCAUCUGUUGUGGCUGUUGCUAUGAUCGGAUGCUGUUAUAAUCUUAUGACUGAGAGGCUUGGGCCUGCCACAUAUAAACUCCCUGUUCUCCGAUCUCUCCAUCCUCGUCUCGCUGAAACUGGAAAGGCAUACGACCCCCAUGGCUUUCCGAUGUCGAGACGUCUUGAAACCUUCUCACACGGAAGUGGCACCGGCAUGAAGUUAAAUAUUACCGCCAGAAUGAUGGCCGUCCAAGCCCCUUACAACUGGGGAAAGGAGGAUAGCGAAGGGUUUUUUACACGUCAUUUCUAUCGAGCUCUUCUCCAACGUAUUCUGCUAGACCGAGAGGUUGUCCCUAAGCCCACAAUCCCUGCAAGCCCAUAUGAUGCUGACCUUGAUUCAUCCGGCGGCACUGCGCUUAUCGUGGGCUCCUUGCGGAAGUCGGCGUUCACUUCUUUCUCCGCCUACGUUCAUGCUGCCCUUGCAAAGUUAAUCCGCCAUCCCCAAUAUGGAGAAAAAAUCAAGGAGAAAAUGGCCGAUAUCUCAGAGGAAGAGAUAAGUCGGUAUGAAACAGAAUAUUGGCCAGCUAAGAAGAAUCUGAGCGUGACCUGGAGCUUGAUGGCCUUCAGUGCUGGCGUGGUCGAGGCCAUUAUCGUUGUUGAUCGCUGGCAGUUCCUGCGUGAGCAUUCUUCUAUCAAGGAUUGCUGGGUUGAACCUGUUUUUGAGUACAGUGAGAGCCCGAGGAACUUAGUUGUGGUUGGGGUCAAAGAAUGA
This is a messenger RNA of Monascus purpureus, 1965 nucleotides long. NCBI's taxonomy places the organism in Eukaryota, Fungi, Ascomycota, Eurotiomycetes, Eurotiales, Aspergillaceae. The record is from the annotation of a GenBank genome assembly.